UAAUACUCGGCUUCAGUGGGAUAAGAGCGGGAAUCUGAAAGUAAAGUAAAAAAAUCCUCCAAAAAUAUAUUUUCACUGUGAAAUCCCGCUAGAAAUUCACUUUCAUCCUAAAAUCUCCCCCAAAAAAUCACUUACACGCUACAAUCCCAGCAACUUCAAUUCUCUUCAAAGUUCACAAAGGUUGCAAAAUUCAUCGGUCAGACCUCAGAAGCUUGCAAGAUUCAUCACUCCGAACUUUGGCGUCAAAAUUUCGAUCUCUCUCCAAGGGACUUUACACAAACUCUACUAUUGGAUUAUCUGCCUAAUCAAUAAGUUUAAUUUCUUUCUCUUUUAUCUGUUUCGUUUCCUGUUUUCUUCUUCUUGCGUUUUUUUUAUUGAACCAGAAAUCGUAAAUCGGGUUCUGUAAUUUUCUGCUUCUUUAGUUGUUUUCUGCAAUUGGGUUGUUUAGAGUACUGAUAGUUAUUGUGUGAGUGAUAAAAGUGAGAGUAUUGGUUUAAAGAUGGGGCUCGUAGGUCAAGGAGGAGAAAUUUGAGUUUUUCUUGUAGUGUUUCGUCUCUGCGAUAGUUUUCUCCUUUGCGAUUUGCAUUAUACAAUUCUUCCGGGGACCUGCUUGAAGGGUCAUGAGUUUGGCUCCCAGUAGGGUCGCUACUAGCAGCAAAAAAUCUUGUUAUCCCCUAACUCCAUCGCUAUGGGCUUAUUCAAUAAAUAAAACCUGCAAUUUAAAGAAAAAUAUGGAGACUUUAGUUGGAAUUCAAAUGAUUUGAGAUAAAAUCUAGCAAAAAUGGACUGAAUAACAUUGCAGAAUUUAAUGAUAAAAAAAUUUAUAUGUACACGCACUAUGGAAAAGGGAUGAUAAGGCGAUCUACUACUUCAGAAAAAGAGAUGAAUGGUGGUACUAGAAAAAAGAAAAGGAGAACCUGUGGUUUUGGUGGAAAGAUUGAUCGAUAACUGCAUCAAGAAAGAUCCUUCACAUUGCCCUGGUAUGGAUGAGAUUGUCCAAUUUCUUUCAACAAUUAUGACAGCCACAUACUCUUGGGAAAUGACAUUUAGCAUUUCAGUAUCACUGCGUAGAUUUCCCUAGAUCAACUGAAUGUAAGGUUUUCUUUUGUUUUUUGUUUUUCCUCCUCCCACGUCUCUCAACGAGUACGAUUUGCCAUGUUAUUACUUUAUUUAUGGAUUUUGAAGAGUUAUUGCACCAUUUACCCUACAUAAAUAUCAGUUUAACAUUUCAAUCAAGCCACCUUGUUUUCUCUUGUUAUGUUCUUUCUUGCUCUGUGUAAUGCAUGUAGUCCUCCUCUAUGUUCUAUAGAUAUUGCAGGGGAUAAAUAGGUCCUGGUCCAGUAAGGCAGUUCUUUUUGCUUUAAACUAACAAACUAGCGCGACUUCAUACAUAAUAAAGGUUUUGCUAACUGAUAAACCCCUCAAACAAAAUAGCAAAAAGGACUAAACUUGCCUUAAAACAUGGAUGUAAGAAGCAACUUGCUGGCUUUCCUUGCAGUGGCAAUGUAUCACUGGCUCUGUCUUUUGUUUUUGCAUCUCAUAUUGUUGGUAGCUAUACAACUCGUGAACACAAUAGAGUAACCUGGUUGUCAAGCCAUCGUGUGUUGUGUUGAAGCCGUGGAUUCAGUAAAACAUCCAUCAAGUAUAAAGAAAUGAUAACUACUUAAAGUAAUAUACCUGUUUGUACGUUCCACUGAUGCCACAACAAUGGACUAGUCUAGCCGUAUGAAAACCAUUUAUUAAUACGAUCAUCUUUGGGUUCUAAAAUUCAUAGAUGAUUAACCAUAAGGUAUAUGAAGACUUUUUGCACAUGAUGAUGGCAUAUGUACGGGGUCAACCUGUGGAAAAAGUGGAAACACUGACAAUAGCUUUCAAAUCCAAUGAGUAAAUAAAUAUCUAGGAACACAAUGAAGGCAAGGCCGGCUGCCUAGUUGUUUUAUUUUUUAAACUUUAUUUUAUCUUAUGUAAAGACCAAAAGGCUAGUGGUAUUAUUUUAUUCAUAUUAUUACUAUUAUUAUUAUUAUUAUUAUUAUUAUUAUUAUUAUUAGAAAGCGAGCACCCAUGGAAAUUUAGGUACCGGAAUUAAUACAUAUUCGAGCCUCUUGUAAUAAUGGAUCUAUGGGUGGUAUAUUAAGUUAUGAUCAUUUUGGACUGAGACGGUCUUAAAUGGCAUGGGAUGGAUAGUGAGGAUACAAAUAGCGGAUCCUAAUUUGGUUGUGACGAAGCAUAGUAGUUGUUUUUUUUACAUUAAGUUGUGAUAAGUUACAGUCUGCUAUCUUUGUUGCUUUAGUUAAACAGUACCAUUUGGCAUAUAAUGAUUUCAAUUAUCAGUUAUCUAUUCCUGGAUUUAUUGCAGAGGAUGCCUUUAAUAAGCAGCUGCAUCUUAGUUUCUUACAAGACUUUACAAAGCAGAAAACAUGCACUAGACCCGCUCAUCAAGCUAGGUCAACAACUGAUGAUGCAAUACAAAAUUUUCUUAGACGAUAUUGCAAAUAGACCACGAAUCACCAUUUUGAAACUUCCCUUAUAUGCUAGUAAUUGUUUAAUACUCGUUAAGUGUGGAAGGCUGCAAUGGUUGUUAGAUGAAAAGAUCGUUGAACUAGAAAAUUACUCCAGUUUAUAAGUGGUCUACAUCAGUGUGGUAGCAUCAGUUUUUCAAUGACAUAUGAUGUUUGAAUUUACACAGAAGACCAUUUUAAGUUUUCACUUAACUUACAGAGCCCAUAAGAGCAUGAACCUCAACUUACUCAGUUGCCACUGCAUCACUCUGAACCAAUAGAAUACUAUGGAAAAUUUUCUGCUUAUUCUUUUCUUAAGUUUAAAGCACCUGAAGUAACAAGUAUGCACCAAUCUAUUAAAAUAAAAAUCACAUAUCUUUGGCCUUCUAGUUGUACGAACUGACUUAUCCUUGCUGCAAUGCAAGCUUUCUAUGCAUCUAACCUUUAAGAUAGAAACUCAGUAAUUUAGCUAUGAAGUAUCUUAUGUGUUUUACUUUCUCAUUUUCUUAAGCAAUUGUGUGUUAUAUGUUAUGCAUAUCAACUUGUAGUUUAUCUCAUUCUUGUGAAAUCGUAGGAAGUUUAGUCAUAAAGAUGAGUGUAACAAGUUUGAUAACAAGUAAUGUGCAUCUUAGUACUCUUUUUUAAAGUAAUGUGCAUCUUAAUACUUUUGUUAUCUUAAUUAUUUAAACUUUUUUUUUAUUUACUUCCAAGGUUAUGGCACCAAGUAAGUAAUGGAUGCAACUUGUUGAUAAUCGACUUGAUGAACCCUAUUUAAUUGGGGUGCAAAAGUUUUUGGAUUAUGCCUUUAGAAGAACAGGAGAAUUGUAUGAAAUACGUUGUCGGUGUGUCAAAUAUUGUAACACAACAUUAGGAACACGUGAGACAGUUGAGAUACAUUUAAAGGUAUAUGGAAUAAUUCGAAAUUAUACCUUUUGGUAUCAUCAUGGUGAAGUUUUGGGUGAGCCACAGUCGGAAUGCGAAGUUGAAGAUGAUAAUGAAGUAGAAGAUUAUGAGGAUGAGGAUAAAAUACAUGAAAUGCUGUGGGAUUUGUAUCCUAAUCAUGAUGGAGGUACUGCAGACGUUAAUUAUAAUGAUUUACUUGGAGAGGAACCGAAUGUUGAAGCCAAAAAGUUUUACAACCUAUUGAAAGAUUUCGAAAAGCCACUAUACCAAAAUUCGAAAAUUUCAAAGCUUUCCACUUUGAUUAAACUGCUUCACAUAAAAAGUAUGGGUCGUUGGAGCAAUGAGUCAUUUACAAUGUUAUUAAAAAUGCUGAAGGAUGAGUUGUUGCCUGAUGGAGCGAAUGUGCCAAAUUCAUAUUAUGAGUCAAAGAAGGUGAUUCGGGACCUUGGGUUAUCCUACUAAAAAAUUGAUGCUUGUAUAAAUGAUUGCAUGUUAUAUUGGAAGGAAAAUAACUUACUUGAUUCCUGUAAAGUCUGUGGUGCAUCCAGAUGGAAAACAGAUAAACAUAGCGGGGAAGCAAAGAAUAAGAAUGGUAAAAAAAUAGCAUCAAAGACGUUACACUAUUUUUCAUUGAAGCCUAGGCUUCAAAGGUUGUUUAUGUCUACAAAGACAUCUUUUCUAAUGACAUGGCAUCAUAAUGAAAGAGUUGAUGAUAGAACAAUGAGGCACCCAGCUGAUUCAAUGGCAUGGAAAUUAUUUGAUGAACUUCAUCCCUCAUUUGCGGCUGAGCCUCGUAAUGUUCGACUUGGACUUGCUAGUGAUAGAUUCCAGCCAUUUAGAAAUUCAAAAACCUCAUAUAGUAUUUGGCCUGUGGUACUUAUUCCUUAUAAUUUACCACCUUGGUUAUGUAUGAAACAGCAAAAUUUCAUUAUGUCCAUGCUUAUUCCUGUUCCCGAUAGUCCAGGUGAUACAAUUGACAUAUAUCUUCAACCCUUGAUAGAGGAAUUAAAUGAGUUAUGGGAAAUUGGUAGUGAGACAUUUGAUGCAUUAACUCGACAGAAUUUUAAGUUACAUGCUUCUUUGUUAUGGACCAUCAAUGACUUUUCAGCAUAUGGAAAUUUAUCUGGAUGGAGUACAAAAGGCAAAUUAGCAUGUCCAUAUUGCAACAUUGACACUUCCUCAAUCAGAUUGAAGAAUAGUAAGAAGCAAUGUUUUAUGUGUCAUCGGCGUUACCUUCCUCUUAAUCACAAAUGGAGGAAUGAUAAGGAGUCAUUUGAUGGCACAAAAGAUAAAAGGCUCCCACCAAAAAUGCGUUAUGGUAUUGAGAUACUUAAUCAAGUGGAAGAUCUUAAAGGGUUCCAAUUGACAAAGGAUCCAAAGAAAAGGAUCAAGAUAUCACAUGAUGUUCGAAAAGAUAAUUGGAAUAAGAGGAGUAUCUUUUUUGAACUUCCAUACGGGAAAUCUCUCUUGUUGCGACAUAAUUUGGAUGUUAUGCAUAUCGAAAAAAAUAUUUGUGAUAAUAUUUUGGGGAUGAUAAUGAAUGCCAAAGGAAAGACCAAGGAUACCAUUAAAACUCGACUAGAUUUGCAAGAAAUGAACAUUAGACCGGAAUUGCACCCUAUUAAAAAUGGAGAAAAAUAUGAAGUUCCAACUGCAUGUUAUACAUUAUCUCCCCAAGAAAAGCACAACAUAUGCCUUUUCUUAAAGAAUUUAAAGGUUCCAGAUGGAUUUUCAUCUAAUAUUUCUCAAUGUGUUUACUUGAAAGAGCACAGGAUUUCUGGCUUAAAGAGUCAUGAUUGUCAUGUUCUUCUACAACAUUUACUCCCUCUUGCACUACGUGGUAUGUUGUCUAAAACAGUGUGUGAACCCCUUAUCGAGUUGUCUUUAUUUUUUAAUGUGCUGGGAGCAAAGGUAUUAAGGACUAAUGACUUGGAUCAGAUUGAAGCUCAAAUUCCUAUAACUCUUUGCAAGUUAGAAAAGGUCUUCUCUCCUUCAUUUUUUGAUGUCAUGGUGCACUUGCCUACUCACUUAGCUAAUGAAAUUAAGCUUGCUGGACCUGUUCAGUAUCGGUGGAUGUAUCCUAUAGAACGAUGGUUAUAUUUUUUGAAAUCUCUCAUUGGUAAUAGGGCUUGUCCAGAAUGUUCCAUUGCAGAGGGUUACCUUGCAAAUGAAUGUAUGACCUUAUGUUCAUUGUAUCUGCAUAGAAUCGACACAAAGUUUAAUCGGCCAGAACGAAAUUAUGAUGGUGGUUUAAAAAAUUCCGAUGGAGGUUUAUCUUUAUUUUGUAAAUCUGGAAAAACUUUAGGAGCUCCAAAACAUCAUGAUCUUGAAGCAGAUGAAUUAGAGCAAGCACAUAUAUACAUACUGAAGAAUUGUUAUGAAGUUCUACCAUUUCUAGAGUUUGAUAUGAAACCUUCAAAGAAUGAAAAUGAGAUGGCAUCCACUGUGAAAACCACUACCAAAUAUGCAUUUGUUGCACCAGGUGCUAUAGGGAAGGGACGAGGGAGAGGGCUUAAAUCUAUAUACUCUUUAGGGGUAUCUGGACCAGAUAUUCUAUCCUCUCAGUCUACUGAUCAAGUUAUGCAGUACAACCAAAUUGUUGAAACGAGUGCAGUAGUGAAGGGACAAGGGCGAGGGCUUAGAUCUAUGUGUUCUUUAGGGGUAUCUGGACUGGGACCAACGAAUAAAAAUUCAUUGGUUCUUGAGAAAGGGCAUGUGCAAACUGAUAUUCCAUCUUUUUCAUCUACUGAUGAUGUUAUGCAAUACAUCCAACAAAAGUCAAUGAGUGCUCUAGGGAAGGGACGAGGGCAAGAACUUAGAUCUAUAUGCUCCCUUGAAGAGUAUGAAAAUGAGGAGCGAUCCUUCCAUCAGAAUGCUCAUUAUGCCAGUCAAAGUAUGUCAAGACCUUCUAAGAGCACCAUGUUUGCUGCUCAAGGAUUGCGAACAAUGAAUAAAAACCCUUUGGUUCAUGACAAAGAGAAUGUGAAAACUAAUAUUCUGUUUUCUCCUUCUGAUGAUCAAGUUAUGCAAUCCACCCAAAAAGUGAAAACAAGUACUCUAGGGAAAGGACGAAGGCGAGAGCUUAGAUCUAUGUGCUCCUUUGAAGAGUCUGAAAAUGAGGAACGAUCCUUUCAUCAUAAUGCUCAUUAUGCAAGUCAAAGCAUGUCAAGACCUUCUAAGAGUACAAGAUUAGACACAACCAUGUUUUCCGCUCAAGGAGUGCAAACAAAGAAUAAAAACUCUUUGGUUCAUGACAAAGAGAAUAUGCAAACUGAUAUUCCAUUUUCUCCUUCUAUUGAUCAAGUUAUGCAGUCCACCCAAACAGUUGAAACAAGAUAAAUUUGAGAGUGAUGACAUGGAUAUUCAUCGCAAUCAUAUUUUAGGAUGGAUGAAAGAGUUAUAGAACAAAUGGAGAAGACAAUUGCAUACAAAGUAUGUGAAGGGUAAGCCAAUACAUGAGGCUCUUAAGAAUGUGCCCAAGGGGGUAGACAAGAAACAAUGGGAGUAGUUGGUAAAGGAACAUUUUUCUACUGAAAGUUUUCAGGCGAGAAGUAACAGGAAUGCAGCAAAUAGAACUAAGUUGAAGAUGCUUCAUCAUAUUGGUAGCAAGCCAAUUAGAGAGAUUAUUUAUCAAAAGGGCGGGAAAGAUGGCAAACCACCGGAUUUGGCAACUAUUUUCUUCGAGACUCGCAAGAAGAAUAACACACUUGUUGAUUCUGAAACAAUCGAAAAACAUGCUCAAAUCAAGGAAUUGGUGCAGUGCGAACCGUCACUUCCUAGCAUAGAGAUUGUAGAAAAAUGCUUUGGACCUCAAAGUCGUAGUCAUGUAUUUGGCUUCGGGGGUGGAUUAAAGGCGAAAGAUUUGAAAGGUGGAACUUCCUCAAAAGCUAAAUUAUUGGCUAAGCUACGUUCAAAUCAAAAUGAAAAUCAGUCUUUGAAGGAUCGUUUGUCUAACUUUGAAAAUGAGAUGAAAGAACUGAAGCAAUUAUUUUUAGCGCAACAGCCUCCAGUUUAGGAAAAUGACUAUUCGGAUCCUUGAUGAUACCAAGUUUUGGAUAUUGAAGUUUACAAGAAGAUUUUUGACGACAUACAGAUUGACCAUCUUUUUUAUGGGAAUGUCAAGAAAAUUUUACAUUACAAUCGAGGAAUAUUAGUGAUAUGUAGUUUUUUUACUAAGGGUUUAUGAACACAAUAUUAUGACUAGCUUACAUAAUUGAUGUAAUGUGCAAGUAACUCAUGUUAAUCAUUUUUGAUAAUUAUUAUAUGAAAACAAUAUCAGUUUUAUAUUAAUUACCAGAUUUUCUA
Nicotiana tabacum (common tobacco) is the source of this 7706-nucleotide messenger RNA. RefSeq lists its product as uncharacterized. Lineage: Eukaryota; Viridiplantae; Streptophyta; Magnoliopsida; Solanales; Solanaceae. The record is from RefSeq and is a predicted model, not a curated record.